Molecule: messenger RNA, 6642 nt
Organism: Dunckerocampus dactyliophorus (ringed pipefish)
Lineage: Eukaryota; Metazoa; Chordata; Actinopteri; Syngnathiformes; Syngnathidae
Gene: nup214
Product: nucleoporin 214
Exons: 36
Coding region: 152-6007 (1951 amino acids)
Biological process (GO): protein import into nucleus; RNA export from nucleus
Cellular component (GO): nuclear pore
Molecular function (GO): protein binding; structural constituent of nuclear pore
Source: RefSeq, a predicted model, not a curated record
CCCAGGCUGAGGCUAACGAAGCACUCACCAAAGCUGCAUGGCGCCGUGAUAUUUACUUCAGGCGGACACUGAGGUGGAACUUCUGCCCAGGAAAAAGUUAUUUUAUAAAUAUAUAUACACAUAUAUUUAAAAAGUACUCACUUGCUUCAAAAUGAGCGACGACACCGACUCCCCUCCCGAGAGGGAGAUGAAGGAUUUUCAGUUUCGUCAAAUGAAGAAAGCAAAAGUUUUCGAAUCUUCUGGAGAAAUGCCAAGAGAGAGGUCGAGUUUGCUCACCAUCUCCAACAAAUUUGGCUUAACGUUCGUGGGGAUGGGCAGAACCUUUAAAGUUUACCGCACACAAGAUAUCCUCGCCGUUGAUAAACAUGAGGGCAACUCCAACACAAUAGUUGAUGGAAUUGCAGCACUGGCAGAGGUGACUGUGGCGAUGGCUUUGCACCACCUGGCACUGAGUUGUGAUGAGCUUACAUUGUCAGUGUGUGGCAUCUCUACGGACGCCACUUUGUCCAUCACCUUCUAUGAUGUCCGCACCUUUGUUAACAAGGCACGACCACAGAAGUUAGCAUUUGCACUGUGGCAGCCGUCCGUGCCCCCGGCGACUUUAGUGCAGGACCUGAAGUGGAAUCCCGCUCAGGCGUCCAUGUUGGCCGCUUGUCUCUCUGACGGCAGUAUGUCCAUCCUGAACGUCACCAACAGUGUCAGCAUGCAGGCCGAACUUCCCGCUUCCAGCUGCGUCACAUGCAUUUGCUGGAGCCCCAAAGGAAAACAAGUUGCCGUAGGGAAAAUGAAUGGCACUGUCAGCCAGUAUACCCCAGCACUCGAGGAGAAAAAAGUGAUUCCAUGUCCGCACUUUUACACCUCUGAUGACCCUGUCAAAGUUCUUGACCUGCUUUGGCUGAGGACGUUUUCCUUUGCUGUGGUCUAUGCCGCCGCCGAUGGCUCCCCAGAGACUCCGCCUGAGCUCGUAUUGAUCACCAUCCCCAAGAAGGACGAAAAGGUGGAAACAAAGUACCUGAACUUUAGUGAUACAGUGUACGGCUGCUGCACGGAGCGACAGCACCACUACUUCCUCAGCCACAUCGAGGAAUGGAACCUUGUUUUGGCCGCGUCGGCUGCUUCCAUUGAAGUCAGUGUCAUCGCCAGACAAGAUGAGAAGAUUUGGGAGCUCUGGAUGCUGGAGGAUGCUAGCAGGGCGGAGUUGCCCGUUUCUGAGACCAGCGAGGACACGCUUCCCCUCGGCUUAGCCAUUGACUACACCAGCCAUCAGCAGAUCCGCAUCAGUGAUGACAAGACAUUGCCGCCGGCUCCCGCGAUGCUCAUGCUGUCCACCGAGGGACUGCUCUGUCCUUUUGCACUGCUUAACCACAAUGUCGGGGUCAAGCAGUUGAUUUCCCCCUGCAUCGCCCUCACAGCGGAGGGAGAGAGACUCCCCAAGCCAGGAGCUUUGGCAGCGCAGCCCCCCAAAACCACUCCACCCCUCCCGUCUGCCCCGGCAGCCUUCUCAAAUCUCGCUGCGACUUCGUCUGCUCCCUCCUUCAGUAUUAUUUCCACAGCCGCUGCCUCAUCAUCCUCAGGCUUCUCUUUCUCUGUGCCACCCACCAAUAGCAACUCUACCCCUCCUGCUUUCUCACUUGGCUCAACCGCACCUUUCGGGGCCUCAGGCUUCUCUUUUGCCGCCAAGCCUCCCUCCGACAUCCCCUCUGUCCCUUCUGCAUUUUCUUUCAGCACUCCUUCAAAUAAAGUAGUGACCCCGACACCACAGAGCGUUGCAACUCCCUCCUUACCUACAGUCAAACUGAAUUUGAAUGACAGAUUUUCAGUUGUAGAAUCUGCAGCAGCAUCUACACCGUCAUUCUCCUUCACGACGUCCCCGCCCAAAAGUGCUGUCGCCAGUGGUGGCAGCAGCCAUAUUGCUCCUGCUCUGGCCACUGCUACCGCUGCUAUCACUGCCAAGACAGCGGCAGUGUCAACUCCUGUACGUCCAGUUCAAAACAGUGCACCAACUGCAGCAGUCCAAAAACCAGCACCAGCUCCGCAAGGCCGCUUCCAAACCCCCCAGGCAGCUGCUGGAAUGAAGGCUGUGGAGAAGCAGCCUCAGCCAAAGAAAGAAUCUGAUCCUAUUAUGAUGGGUAUACUGGAAGAGAUUUCACACUUUCAGAAGGAACUGGACAAUCUCAAAGUGCGGAGUUCAACAGCUGACUUUAAAGUUGGAACUAACGAUGAGAUGAAAGAUCUGAGGAAGGAGUCAGAAGGUCUUAACAUUUUCAACCUAGAGAUUAAGGAAACAACAGAGUCUUUGCAUGGCGACAUUGGAACCCUGAAGACGACUGUGCUGGAGGGCUUUUCUGGAGUUGAGGAAGCCAAGGCCCGGAAUGACCUCAGCACAGAGCGCAAUUACAGGCAACUGCUGUACAAAAGACCUUUGGACCCGCGUAGUGAGGAGCAGCUCAAGGAGAUUCGCAGGCUUUACCAGUAUGUUACGUUUGCCGUGGAGGAUGUCAACGGUGUUCUGGAUGUGGAAUGGGAGAAACACUUGGAGAAAAAGAAGAAAAAGAAGCACAUGGUGGUGCCCGGGCGUGAAGGCUUGUUCACUACACUGGCCAACAACCUCUUCAUCAUCAACCAGCAGAAAAACAGACUAGAUCAGCUGGUCAAUGAGCUGACCUCGUUGCACCUCUACAACAAGAUGGACACACUCACUGCAAGUCGUAACUCUACUGCAGCAACGUCAGCAGGUAUGGAAAGUGAGCUUGACAGCCUAAGGGAGGCACUGCUGAAGGCCAGACUGGACGCGACCCCUUCUAAGGCUAAAAGCCCAUCUCCAGUCAAGAUAUCGCCAGUGAAACAGUCACAGCUGCGCAACUUCCUCUCCAAGGGGCACAUGGCACCUGUUCGAUCAACUGCACCAGCCAACCUGUCUCGCUCUGCCUUCCUGUCGCCUAAAUACUACGAGGACCUGGAUGACGUGAGCUCCACCUCAUCCCUCUCGCAGUCCAUGGAGCCUCCUCACCUGCCUCACUUGGAGGUGGAGGAAGAGGAAGAACUGCAGCCAGAGCGCCUCCCGAUGACUGCCGUCCCCCCAGCAUUCCCUCGCCACCCCACUGUGGUGAGAACCCCAUCCAUCCAGCCAGGUUUCGGAGCCAUCCAGUCCACACCUUUAAGCAAAAUGCAGGCAAUGCCAGGCAUGGGCUUUGGACUGAGCCCUAUUCCUAGCCCCGUUCCCACCAAUAAGAUCAACCUCAGUGGAGCUGACAGCACCGCUCUUGCCACAAAGACAGUCAAACAUGGCGCCCCGCCGAUCGAGAGGACUGUACCAGUCACCAUCCCGGCCCAGCAAGCUGCCGCCACCGCCGCCCUGCGCAGACUGAUGGCCAAUCAGAAGACGGCUGUCGUCGGCACUUCCUUGACUGAGUCAACCUUGAAAACGGUCCCCCAGGUGGUCAACGUUCAGGAGCUGAAGGACAAAGGGCCUCCUGUGUCGGCUCCCGUUGUUAUCAGCUCAUCAACACCAGACCCAGCAUCUGUGACUCUGCAGGUUCCCACUUCUCUUGCCACCCAGCCCAAACGGAAUCCAUCCCAAGGUGUGCAGAAAACAUCUGCUGAAAGCUCAAGUACUCCACCAGCAGGCUUCACCUUUGGUCAGUCUGCCAAAGCUGACACCUCUGGCGCUCCUGCUAGCUCAGCUGAAUCAAGUAUGAGCAAAACUUUCUCUUUCACGUCUACCCCCUCGAACUUUAGUUUCACUUCAGUCACACCAGGAGCUGGGAUACCACAAGUGAAGGAUGUGAGUGAGUUCUCCUUUGGUGGAAAUGGCAAGAUGUUAUUCACUCCCCCUGUCCUUGCUACCAUUUCGGCCACACAGCCUCCAAACACGACAGCAGAAGCACACAUACCUGUCGUUACCACUGCCAGGAUAGACCCCCAACCUCCUAAAACAACCGGAGGAGAAACUUUGGGUAGUUUCUCUGGGCUUCGUGUCGGCCAAGGAGAAGAAGCUGUAGAUACUGCCACUAAACCCACCUCUGGUAACACUGCUUUUACCUUUGGUGGUACUGGAAUUGGCAAAGGAGCGGCGCAGUUUAGCUUUGGCGCAGAUCAAAAGUCUGCGGGUGAUUCCCUUGGAACUGACUUGACCAAGGGGCAAGGUAGUUUGUUCAAACCUCCCGAAACAACCCCCAAGCUGACCUUCUGUGUGACAACAUCAAACACAUCUGCUUCAGGAUUGCACACGUCUUUCGGCAGUCUCCUUGCAGCCCCCACGGAACCAACAAAUGACCCUAACCCACCUGGACAAGCUUUAGAACCCGUCUCAGAGCCUGUGAAAGAUCCUGCUCCUGAACCUGCUGUCGAGGGUGUCGCACCUUUAGAGCUCGCAAAGCCUCCAUUGGAGGAAACCAGCGCAGAAAGUGCAUCCAUGGUUAAAGCACCUGUUUUGGCCGCAAGUGUUCCUGUUGCACUCACAGCAACUGAGCCACCAGCUCCAGUCAGCACUGCAGAAGCCACCGCGGAUGCCACAUCUACUGCGCCAGUGGCCACCGCUGCUGCCACAACUGCUCCUGUAGCUCCCAUCCUGCAAGUAGCACCACCAGCCUUCCAGGUGUCCACAUCUGAGAGGCCCGGGUCCAUCUUCACUCAGCCUGUGGCGACAGAAAGCAGCUCUCCUGCUGUCACAGCUGUCCCUGUGACCGGCACGCCUGCUUUUCCGGUUGCUAACAUCACAACAGUCACAACCACAGUGACUCCUGCUCCCGCUGCCGCUGCAGCUGCUCCUGCUGCGAGCACUGUGUUUGGACAACCUGCUGCAGCCCCCCCAACCUCAACAGCCCCCUCAGCGCAACCUACCACAGGUUUUGGCUCAUCUGCUUUCGGUGCAUCAACUGAAAGCGGUUUCGGCAAGUCUGUUUUCGGCCAGUCAGGUGGCUUCGGCCAGCCUGCCAGUAACACUGGAACAUCAGGUGGCUUCUCUUUUGGACAGUCUGCGUUUGGAGCGAGCUCGAGCAGCGCCACCACGGGGGGAGGUCUUUUCGGAGCAUCCGGUAGCAAUGCCAGUUCCUUUUCCUUUGGCACAAAUGCAAACGCCCAGACAUCCAGCAGCACCGGAACAGGGCUGUUUGGACAAAGCACAACCUCUGCAUUUGGACAAAGCUACGGAUUUGGACAAGGGGCGCUGUUUGGGAGUAACACCACCACAUCCUCGUCUACAGGAUUCACCUUUGGUCAGCAAUCAGCUUUUGGAUCCUCCCCUUCAUCUGGAUUUGGCCAACAGUCCAACACGGGGAGUGUAUUUGGACGGCCUCAGCAGUCGACGGGCGGAGGUCUGUUUGGUUCGAGUUCCACAAAUGCAGCAUCACCAGGUGGCGGUCUUUUCAGCGGCCUGGGAGGCAAACCGAGUGAAGAAUCUGCCAACAAGAAUCCAUUCGGUCCCACUGCUUCCUCUGGAGGGUUCGGGCAGCCUGCACAGACAGGUGCCAACAGUCUCUUUGGUAGUACUGCAUCCAAACCCAUUGGAAUUGCGCAGUCCUCCUUUGGAGAGCAGAAACCAAGCGGGACCUUCAGCUCAGGCGGGGGGAGUGUUGCAUCCCAGGGCUUUGGCUCAUUCUCCUCUCCAACAAAACAAGGUGGUUUUGGCAGUGCACCAGUGUUUGGGAGCCCACCGGCUUUCGGUGCAUCCCCAUCAUUUGGUGCCAACACAUCAUUUGGCGCCAGUCCCUCCUUUAGCAACGCCAUGGGCUCCUCAGCCGGGAAAGUGUUUGGAGAGGGAACAGCGGCUUCCAACAUGGGUGGAUUUGGUUUUGCCUCGCCUCCUUCGGCUCCAUCUUUUGCGGCUCUAGCCAACCAGAGCGCUCCAUCAUUUGGGAGCUUGGCCCAGCAAGGCCCUGGCUUUGGAGGUCAGCCUAGCGGCUUCUCUGGCUUUGGACAGCAGCCGCAACCAGGAGGGUUCUCUGGAAACACCUUUGGCUCCACAAACCAAUCAAGUUCCCAAACAUUUGCCGGUUGGAGAAGCUAGUUUUAUUGAUUCAUCACAAGCAACAUGCUACUUGACUUUCUUUUCUCAAGCUCUUUUGUGACUGCUUGGAAGAGAAAGUAGAAGAAACAAUAAAAAAAGGGACAUACCCAAAAAAAAAUACAUGCAUGUCAUUGAUUUAAAAAGUCAUUUUAAACAUGAGUUUAGAAAACCUGUGUAUCAAUGAAUUAACUUUUUUUUUUUUGUAUUGGUACGCUGAGUUUAUAUAUUUAAAUAUUUUGGACAUUAGUGACAUCUGUCGGAUUUGAGGGACAGUUUGUGCUCACCAACUCUGACCUUGUUAGAGUGUCCUUGAAGGUAAGAACCAUCCUCUUAACAAGAGCUCAAUGAAUAUGUCUGGUAGGUGAAGAAAAGUCCAAAUAUGUCCUCUUAACUGGCAAUUUUAAUGACUAUAAAAGAUUUUUUUUUUUUUUUAAUUUGGGCAAUUAAAAAUAUAUGUUCUGAAAAAAUACAUACUUCAGAUUAUUGGCAAGGUUUAAUUUGGAACAGAGCUGUCAAGAGUGUAUGAGGAAUGUUAUGUAACAUUUUGGGAGAAAAAACAAUUAUAUACUAUAUUUUGACUUUCUUGUAACAACUAUGUUCUAUAUUUUUACAUGGAAAUAAAUGUUCACACUAUC